This is a messenger RNA of Dioscorea cayenensis subsp. rotundata (Guinea yam), 3143 nucleotides long. Its product is annotated as putative lipoxygenase 5. NCBI's taxonomy places the organism in Eukaryota, Viridiplantae, Streptophyta, Magnoliopsida, Dioscoreales, Dioscoreaceae. Gene Ontology annotation, biological process: lipid oxidation. Bases 123 to 2879 code for a protein of 918 amino acids. The transcript has 9 exons. The record is from RefSeq and is a predicted model, not a curated record. Gene Ontology annotation, molecular function: protein binding; oxidoreductase activity, acting on single donors with incorporation of molecular oxygen, incorporation of two atoms of oxygen; metal ion binding.
CAAGACUAAAUUUUCCUCUGCUGUUCUUCUCCUUCCUCUUCUCUUUCUGUAAAUUGGGAAAUCUCUCCUCAAGUAAAAGCAAAGAAAAGAAAAAGGAAAAGAGAGAAAAAUUAAGAUCAGCAAUGACUACUACCACUAAAGAGUUAUUGGGCUCUUCUUUUCUCCAAAGAUCAUUUGCAAUCCCAUCAACAAGCUCUUUACUGCUUCAUAGAUCAGAUCACAAGAAGUUAUGUUUCUCUCCUUCCUUUGUUCCUAUGACACAAAGAAGUAGUUCUUUUAAAGUUAAGAAGCUGGUGAGACAUCCGGUGAAGGCCGUCAUCAGUGAAAAGAUGGUGGUAAGCCCUGUUGCUGCUGUUGAGCCACCGGUGAAAUUCAAAGUCCGGGCUUCAGUUACAGUCAAGAGAAAGAUGAAGAAAGAUUUAAAAGAGAACAUUUUCAAUUACUUUGAUGCCUUCUCUGAUAAGAUUGGAAGGAACAUCGCCUUGGAGCUUGUUAGCAAUGAGAUAGAACCAAAGACAAAGAAGCCGAAGAUUAGUAACAAAGCCGUGCUUAAAGAUUGGUUCGAGAAGAAAAAUGUAAAAGCCGACCGUGUUGUUUACACGGCCGAGUUCAUCGUCGACUCUAGCUUCGGCAUGCCGGGUGCUAUCUUGAUCACAAAUAAGCAUCAAAUGGAAUUCUACUUGGAUAGCAUUGUCAUUGAAGGUUUUGCUUCUGGUCCUGUGCAUUUCCCUUGCAAUUCUUGGGUUCAAUCUACCAAAGAUCACCCUAACAAAAGAGUCUUUUUCAGUAACAAACCUUAUUUGCCGUUCGAGACUCCGCCGGGGUUGAAAGCAUUGAGAGAUAUAGAGCUAAGGGAGCUAAGAGGUGAUGGAACCGGAGAGCGAAAACUUACUGACCGGGUUUAUGAUUAUGCAACCUACAAUGACUUAGGCAAUCCGGAUAAGGGUGUAGAUUAUGUCCGACCAAUUCUUGGAGGAGAUGCAAUGCCAUAUCCGAGAAGAUGUAGAACUGGACGUUCCCCAACUGAUUCAGAUAUGAGGGCUGAGAGUAGGGUGGAGGAUCCAUUGCCAGUUUAUGUGCCAAGAGAUGAAGCAUUUGAAGAAGAGAAACAAGAGAUGUUGAUAGCUGGAGCAAAGAAAGCAUUGUUACAUAUUAUAGUACCUUCUUUGGUUGCUAGUUUUGCUCCUGAAAGCCGUGAUUUUAAGGGAUUUCAUGAUAUUGAUAAUCUUUUCAAAGAAGGGCUUCGUUUGCAGCAAAGCUUGCAAGAUCAUCUUUUCAAGAAGCUCCCUUUGGUUGGACAACUCCCUCAGUCUGGUCAGGCUAUGCUCCUUUAUGACACUCCUGAUAUUUUAUCAAAGGAUAAGUUUGCUUGGUUACGAGACGAUGAGUUCGCCCGGCAAGCUCUUGCCGGAAUUAACCCGGUUAAUAUUGAGUGUCUUAAGGUAUUCCCUCCCGUGAGCAAGCUUGACCCCUCCAUCUAUGGCCCACCCGAAUCAGCCAUCAAAGAAGAGCACAUAAUUGGCCAUCUCCACGGCAUGUCCGUACAGCAGGCAUUGGAAGAGAAGAAACUUUUCAUGCUGGAUUUCCACGACACGUACCUGCCAUUCAUUGAUCGGAUCAACACGCAAGACGGCCGAAAAGCCUACGCAACUCGGACCAUAUUCUACCAAACACCUCUCGGCACCCUUAAACCCAUCGCCAUCGAACUUAGUCUCCCUCCCGCCACCCACAACUGCAAACGCGCCAAGCGUGUUUUCACUCCUCCCAUCGACGCCACCACCACCUGGCUCUGGCAACUCGCCAAAGCCCACGUCUGCUCCAACGACGCCGGUGUCCACCAACUCGUCAAUCACUGGUUAAGAACACACGCAUGUGUGGAGCCAUUUAUACUAGGUGCGCACAGGCAACUCAGUGUAAUGCACCCAAUCUUCAAGCUUCUCAAGCCACACAUGCGUUACACGCUGGAAAUCAACGCUAUGGCUCGCCAAAUCCUAAUCAACGCCGGUGGUGUUAUUGAGUCAGGCUUCACGCCUGGCCCAUGUUGCAUGGAGAUUAGUGCUGCUUUUUACCGCGAUCAUUGGCGGUUCGAUCAAGAAGCCCUUCCUGCUGAUCUAAUCCGACGGGGAAUGGCGGUGGAGGAUCCAAGCCAACCACAUGGUUUAAAGCUGUUAGUCAAGGACUACCCUUACGCGAACGAUGGUUUACUUCUCUGGACCGCGAUUCAAAAGUGGGUCCAGUCGUAUGUGGACCGGUACUACCCGAACCAAGCCGCGGUUCAGACCGACACUGAGUUGCAGUCUUGGUACGCGGAGUCAGUCCACGUGGGACACGCGGAUAAACGCCACGCGUCCUGGUGGCCGAAGCUAACCAGCCCGGAUGAACUCGCUUCUUUUCUAACGACUUUGAUUUGGCUCGUUUCGGCUCAGCACGCUGCUUUGAAUUUCGGGCAGUACCCGUUGGGUGGUUACAUACCGAACCGGCCGCCUUUGGUUCGAAGACUCGUUCCGGUCGAGGGUGACCCGGAAUUUGACCAUUUUCGGUCUGAACCGCACCGGUUUUUUUUGUCGGCACUGCCGAGUCUUAUCCAGGCGACUCAGUUCAUGACGGUGAUUGACACGCUGUCAACUCACUCGACGGAUGAGGAGUAUAUAGGGGAGAGACGACACCCGUACACGUGGACGGGUGAUGAGGAGAUCGUGGAGAGGUUUCAUGAAUUUGCGAGUGAGAUUAAAAGGAUCGAACGGGAGAUAGAUAGGAGGAAUUCUGAUCCAACGCUCAGGAAUCGUUGUGGGGCUGGUGUGUUGCCGUAUGAGUUGAUGGCUCCGAGUUCUGGGCCCGGGAUCACGUGCAGAGGUGUACCUAAUAGUGUGUCUAUAUGAUUUUUUUUUCUUUCUUUUUUUAUUUAAAUAGUUAUUAUUAUUAUUAUUAUUAUUUUUUAUAACUCUUUUUGGAUUAAAUGGAGAGUUGUUUAUUGAUGUGUAUAGGUCAAAUGGUUGGUGUUAUUCACUUAUUUGUAACUUGUAAGUAGGAGGGAAUAUUAUAUUUAGACCAAUUGGGGGGUAUUUUGUGGUUGUUUUUAAGUUGAUGUGUCGGAUGGAACAUGGAAGGAAACUUAUUUUAGGAGAAGAUAUUUGAUGAUGUCA